UCUCAGAAGAGGAGAGGACGGAGAGACACCACGCUGCUCGACAAACAUGCAGAUACUCGGGGUCCCGUGUUUGUUGUUUUGGCUCAUUUUGGGCCACUCCGGGGCGCGCGGCGGAAAAGUCAACAAGCACAAGCCAUGGAUAGAAACAUCUUACCACGGUGUGAUCACAGAGAACAUGGACACGGUGCUGCUGGACCCUCCGCUGGUCGCCCUCGACAAGGACGCCCCGGUCCCCUACGCUGGGGCGAUUUGUGCCUUUAAGAUCUACGGUCAGGAUGCUCCAUUCGAGGCGGUGGUGUUGAAUCGCACAUCGGGAGAGGGAGUGCUGCGGGCCAGUCGCCCCGUGGACUGUGAGAGCCAGAAAGAGUACACCUUCAUAAUCCAGGCCUACGACUGUGGGGCCGGACCCAGCGGGGCCGACUGGAAGAAAUCCCACAAGGCGGUGGUUCACAUCCAGGUGGAUGAUGUCAAUGAGUUCUGCCCCGUGUUUCGGGAGCAACUUUACAAGGCUUCGGUAACAGAGGGCAAGAUCUACGACAGCAUUCUGCAGGUGGAAGCUUGGGACCAAGACUGUUCACCACAGUACAGCCAGAUCUGCAACUAUGAGAUCGUUACUGCAGGGACGCCAUUUGCAAUAGACCGCAAUGGAAACAUCCGAAACACAGAGCGGCUGAGCUAUGACAAGCAGCAGAGCUACCAGAUUAUGGUGACGGCCUUCGACUGUGGUCAGAAGAGAGCAAAGGAGGAUGUGGCUGUGCAUAUUGAUGUCAAGCCUGUCUGCAAGCCCGGAUGGCAAGGUUGGAACAAGCAGGUGGACUAUGAGCCAGGGACUGGAAGCAGGCAGCUGUUUCCCAAGAUUCACAUAGAGACGUGUGGAGGUCCUCUGUCUAGCGUGAAGGCGAUGUUAGAGCUUCAGACCAAUCACAUCGGGAAGGGCUGUGAUCGGGAAACAUACACUGAGAAGUCUCUGCAAAAACUCUGUGGUGCAGCAUCCGGCAGCACCGACCUCCUCCCUGCCCCCGGCCCUUCCACAAACUGGACGGCCUCUCUGCUGACUGACAGUAGCCGCGACAGCGACCUCAUGUACAGAUUCGACGGCCAUCAGGCGGCUAAUGUUCCAGAUCACGUGGUGCCCCAAAACCUGACCAACCAGUUCACCAUAGCAACUUGGAUGAAACACGGGCCCAGUCCAGGACUCAGAGCUGAGAAGGAAACCUUACUGUGUAACUCUGACAAGACGGAAAUGAACCGCCACCAUUACUCGCUGUAUGUCCACAACUGCCGCCUGGUGUUCCUGCUCAGAAGAGAUUUCACUCAAGUCGACACUAUCCGACCUGCCGAGUUCCACUGGAAACUGGAGCAGAUCUGUGACAAGGAAUGGCACUAUUAUGUGAUCAAUACAGAGUUUCCUGCAGUCACACUAUUUGUGGAUGGGGUGACCUAUGAACCCUACCUGGUGACCGAUGACUGGCCGAUCCACACCGCAAAGAUUGAUACCCAGUUGACUGUUGGAGCCUGCUGGCAAGGUGGUGAGGUAGGGACCCCGAGGUUCACCCAGUAUUUCCACGGCAGCCUGUCAGGUCUGACAAUCCGACCGGGCCGCAUCGAAACCCAGAAGGUUAUUUCCUGUUUGCAGGCCUGCAAAGAAGGUCUUGAUAUCAACUCCCUUGAAAGCCUCGCUAAGGACAUUAAGUUUCAUUUUAACCCCGCCCAGUCUGUGCUGGUGGUGGAAGGAGAAGAUCUAGACAGCAUCAACACAGCCAUGUCAAAAGUCUCCUACAUUAACUCUCGCCAGUUCCCUACGCCAGGCCUCCGGCGGCUUCACAUCACCACCAGCGUACAGUGUUUCGGUGAGGACACGUGUCUCUCCAUCCCGGACGUCAAGUCAGUGGUUAUGGUUCUGCCGCCCAGUGAACCGAGAAUCACCAUUGCCGGAUCUAAUCGACUCGUCAGGCCUGUCAAUGACCUGCGGGGCCCGCUGGGCGUGGCAGCCUUCAAAGAGCUUCACAUCACCAGCACAGUCAUGAAGGGAGACAGCUUUGGCGGAUCCCACAGACACGGUGUGAUGGAGGCCAUGCAUAACCUGGACUACUGUGACGUGCUGGUCAUUGGGGAAGAACUGAAUCCUGAGAGAGAGAGUUUGGAGAUUCAUCACAAUGCCUUGUUAGGAAAACACCUGGACGCCACCAACUCCUCCUCUGGAAUAUCAAUAUAUGGUGUGGACUCCAUGGCCCACUAUGAGCAGGCUCUGAGACAGGUGCGCUACAGGAACUGGAGACCAGCUCCCCUGAGUGAGAGGAAGUUCAGACUCACCUGCUCCGAGCUCAACGGACGUUACACCAGCAAUGAGUUCAAUUUGGAGGUUAGUGUUCUUCACCACUCGGCUCCUGUGGAACAUGUCAACCAUAUGGCGGCCCAGCCUCAGUACAUGAGCCCCGUCCACCACCCGCUCAUGAUGCACACGCUCAACUCGCACACGGCAGGAGCAGCGCCGCCAGCAGCCACAGUGGUUAUUGUGGUCUGUAUCGUGGUGCUGGUGUUGAUCGUGGUCAUUGGCGUGUACAGGAUCCACGCCACACACCAGGAGGGGUCCAGAGGAUAUGAGGAGGAGGUCAAAGAGCCUGAGGAAGACUGGGACAACUCUGCACUCAACAUCAUUGUCAACCCCAUGGAGAACGUAGGAGGAGCGCAGUCGCACGACGAGGAGGUAGAAGAAGAAGAGCGUGAGGAGGAGGAAGAAGAAGAGGAUGAGGAACAGGUGGGAGGAAUGACAAGUGCCGAGUCAGACAACAGUGAUGCAGAUGAAGAGGAUGGAGAAGAAGAGAAAGAAGGGAUGAAAGAGAGGAAGCAGAAGGAACAACUAGAGGGGCACAGUUUCUCCACAAAAUAUUGACAACAUAUACAUCAAUAUAGAUCUGCUCAUACUAACACACUCUUUACAUAAUACUCUCUCUCUUUCUCUCUCUCUCUCUCUCUCUCUCUCUCUCUCAUGCUCGCUACAAGUAGGGCCGAAAUACACACACACACACACACACACACACAGACACACACACAACAAAGAAAACAGAAUCUCUGAUCAAAUUAUUUACAAUCUGUUGCUGGAAAAAAAUAAUUUAAUCUUCCCACGUUUCUGUUUUUAAUGACACAUCUCCCUCUGCCGGACAAAGUCAGAACUACAGAAUCAACUGCAGUCCCACACUGCUGUGAAACAUUGUCUGAGCAUAUGUUUAUUAUUAUUCAUAUCUCAGUCAAUGAAGCUAAAUAUAAGACCAAUAUCAAACAGGCACAGUCUUCUCAUUACAUGUGCACACGUAUGUGAGUAUAGUGACACAAAUUAUCUCAAAUUCAAUAACGUUGGCUUUUAUCCAAACAUUUAAUAUGUGCAAGUAGAUUACCAAUUACCUUCGUGUUUUUUAUGUUUUAAACAGAUUGUUUGCAAGAAUUAUUAGCAGAUUCAUCAGCCACAUGUAUCCAUAAACAUAUUUAUGUGUUAUGUAUCCAUACACUUUUAAAAUAUAAUUCCAUUGGCCUAUAUAGUAGGUAAAACAAAGCCGUAUCGUCACUCUGUGUAUAUAUCCUCUGUUGCUAUAUGUAACUCCAAUCUCUCCCUCUGUGUGAUCAGUGCUAAGUUCUGUGGCCUGGACACUAAAGAGAAACCACAUCCUGGAUAUGCUGAAUAUUAACAUUACAUAUUCAUCCUUAUUUAUAUACAAAGAAGCAUUAUUCACUUUGAAAAUCUUACACCUUCACUUUCUCAAAAGUAUUUGAAAGCUACAAUUAUCUCUUCUCCUUCAGCCGAUGAGCUGAUGGAUGAAGUUAGUUGGAGUUCAAAUACUUGUUUGUUAGUUUGCAUCUGCCUGUGCACCAAAUCCAUCAAUACUGUGGCCUAUUGUAGCUUCUACUGUUUAGGCUUAGAUCCGUUCUCUUUCUUUGUUCAGAAGAACACAAUAAUAUACAGAGAUGUUACUCUAUGCUACUGAUGUGCUGUCGUUCUGUGUUUUUAAUUCCAGAGUAAAAGGAGCCCUCUAUGCAAUUAUGGGCCCAGUAUAAAGGACCAGUACACAGACACAUGGGUACUCCAGCGAUUUAGAACUGCACGUGCGUAAUGUUGGGGGACUUGCAUGAGGCACAUUUGGGGAAAAAGGUCAAAAUUGCAACAGAGACAGUUUAGCAACUGAGUCGCAUCUCUUCUCCUGCUUGGCAAAUGCACAAGAGCUGGUUUCACAAACAUUUUACACAACUUAAUACCAACUUUAACUGUGUGCUUUAGAUCAAGAUAACUUAGAUAGAUGUCCAAAUUGAUCCAUUGCCUGAAUUAAAUAAUAUUGAGUAUCUUAAAUAUGACUAAUUUGCUAUGGAUUCCACAUGUGUCCCGACUUAGCCUGGAAAUAAGGUGGCGACAGUAAAAUAAAUCUGUGUUUAUUUUCACGAAAACUGAAUGAGACUAAUCUUAGAGUAAUAUACGAUCGACUCCUCUGUAAAGUGUCUUCAUGAAACCAGGAUAAAAGUGUGUCACGUGUCCAAGUUAAAUAACCCUGAUCCAUCAUCAAGAUAUUACGAUGUACAAAGUUUGAUUUCAUAAGUUUGUCUACGUUCAAAUGAUCGAGGAGUAACUCGUUUGACCGUUUUUACUGAGAGAAGCCCUUCUGGCGCGCUGGUGUCUCCAUGGUGUCAGUGGCUGUUGGUCCUCUGAGCUCUUUAACUGAUCCGUCUCCUGUUCACCUGUCCCCCCCCCCCCCCUCCCCUGUUGGCCUUGAAGCACCUGUGAUUGUGAUGUCAUCAUUGUGAAACAAUUGCCUUGUUUCCCUCCGCGCCCUUUGUCAUAUUGUGUUUUGAAAGAUCCAAGUGAAAAAGAUUCUUUUACAUAUAAAAAACAAACCCUGUAAAAAUGUUCAAGACAGUUAUUUUAUAUAUCUGUUUCUUUUUCUUUUUGUAAACAAAAUGGUUGGGAUUUCUCUCUUUAGUGGUCAUCCCACUGCUUUCUGGAUAUUGACCAAUAAAGACUUGUUUUAGACUCUU
Messenger RNA from Pseudoliparis swirei, 5019 nucleotides. It is a transcript of the gene clstn2a, whose product is annotated as calsyntenin 2a. Gene Ontology annotation, cellular component: cell surface; postsynaptic membrane. The record is from RefSeq and is a predicted model, not a curated record. The transcript is spliced from 18 exons. NCBI's taxonomy places the organism in Eukaryota, Metazoa, Chordata, Actinopteri, Perciformes, Liparidae. Gene Ontology annotation, molecular function: calcium ion binding; amyloid-beta binding; kinesin binding. Gene Ontology annotation, biological process: homophilic cell-cell adhesion; positive regulation of synaptic transmission; positive regulation of synapse assembly. Bases 47 to 2893 code for a protein of 948 amino acids.